AUUUUCCCCAACAGUUCGUACACACCAUAAUUUCCCGCCUCUCUUGCUCUCAUUUCCCGCUCUAAAAAAAACCCUAAUCCCCAAAAACCCAAAUGGGUCAGAAGCAACAAUCCACUGCCGAUCCCACCGCCGAGCCCAAGAAACGAAGGCGGGUCGGGUUCUUCAACUUGGAUUCUGGAAUUGAGGCCAAAGAUUGCAUUAAGGUUUACCUGGUUUCUAGCAAAGAGGAAGUGGGUUCUCCAGAUAGUUUUUGCAUCGACCCAGUUGACUUAAAUAGCUUUUUUGAUGAGGAUGGGAAGAUAUAUGGUUACCAAGGCUUGAAGAUUACCAUAUGGGUUAGCAGCAUAUCAUUUCAUGCAUAUGCUGAUAUUACAUUUGAGAGCACAUCAGAUGGAGGAAAAGGUAUCACAGAUCUGAAAGCUGCUCUUCAGAGAAUUUUUGCUGAGACUCUUGUUGAGAGUAAAGUUGACUUUCUUCAGGCCUUUUCAACAGGGAGUAAUCUCAUCGGAUCCAUGAUCUCAAGCGGGGAGAUAUUGAAGCUCAAAGCCUCAAAUGGACGUGUCACUGAUUGUAAUAGUGAUAAAGCAGCUAUUUCUGAUGUUGAGGUUGUUCGCAUGGUGGUGGGCAAGACAGCUGCUGGGCACCUUUACAGUCGCUUGAUACCUCUUGUUCUUCUUCUUGUUGAUGGUAGCAGCCCUAUUGAUGUUAGUGAUCCAAGUUGGGAGUUGUAUGUCCUGACUCAGAAGAAACCUGAUCAGCAGGGCGAGAUUCAAUGUAGAGUGCUUGGUUUUUCAGCUAUUUAUCGUUUUUACCAUUAUCCAGACAGUUCUCGCUUGCGACUUGGUCAGAUAUUGGUAUUGCCUCCUUACCAACACAAAGGUUAUGGCCGUUACCUUAUGGAGGUGCUUAAUGAUGUUGCAGUGUCUGAAGAUGUUUACGACUUGACAGUUGAAGAGCCAUUGGACUAUUUCCAGCAUGUGCGCACCUGUGUUGACUUAUCACACUUGCUUGUUUUUGAUCCAAUCCAGCAUGCAGUUAGUACAGCUGUUUCACGUUUGAAGCAAGGAAAGCUGUCAAAGAAAAUCCACAUUCCCCGGUUCAUGCCCCCUUCAAGUGUAAUUGAUGAUGUCAGGAGAAGUUUGAAAAUCAACAAGAAACAGUUUCUCAAUUGUUGGGAGGUUUUAAUCUAUCUUGGUCUUGAUCCUGUUGACAAGUACAUGGAGGAUUUUGUGAGCAUCAUUUCCAGCCGUGUGAAGGGUGAUAUUAUUGGGAAAGACUCUGGGACUAACGGAAAGCGAGUAAUUGAAGUUCCAAGUGAUUACGAUAAGGAGAUGGCAUUUGUCAUGUAUAGGUCACAGGUUGGUGAAGCUAGUGAUGUUCAGAUGGAUGAAAAUCAAACAAAUCAAGAAGAGCAGCUCCGGCAAUUAGUCGAUGAGAGGGUGAAAGAAAUCAAGUCAAUUGCGCAGAAAGUAACUGGGCAUCGUGUAUGAAUUGUGGCUGAGUCAUUGUAGUGGACUCUGGUCUCUAGGAAGUACCUGCAUAUUAUUAAAUGAUGCAAUCAUAGGAGGUCUUGGUGAUGCUGUAUUUUGGGAGGGAUGGAGGCUUGGCUGUAAAUGACUGAGCUGUACCUGGGAAAUUUUUAGCUUUUGUUAUUUAGAAAAUUUACAGAACGCCUUUUCAAUGAAUUUGAGCAUUUAAGCAUCUA
This is a messenger RNA of Quercus robur (English oak), 1705 nucleotides long. Its product is annotated as histone acetyltransferase type B catalytic subunit. Gene Ontology annotation, molecular function: histone H4 acetyltransferase activity. Gene Ontology annotation, cellular component: nucleus. Gene Ontology annotation, biological process: subtelomeric heterochromatin formation. NCBI's taxonomy places the organism in Eukaryota, Viridiplantae, Streptophyta, Magnoliopsida, Fagales, Fagaceae. The record is from RefSeq and is a predicted model, not a curated record. The transcript has 10 exons. The coding region runs from base 93 to 1490 and encodes 465 amino acids.